AAGAAGUGCUGUCAAACCGCCGGGCCCAGCGGCCGUCGGCGGAGCCUUUAGUUUUCUGCUGAGUGGCUGGGGCAGGAGAAGUCCGAGGAACAGGAGGAGGAGGAGGAGGAGGGCGUGCACCUGCCAGCUCAGACAGGUAUCUUGAAUGAUUUAGCAUGGAUCCUGUUGCUAGUCACAGCUGCCACCUCCUCCAGCAGCUCCAUGAACAGCGAAUUCAAGGCCUUCUUUGUGACUGUAUGUUGGUGGUAAAAGGAGUCUGCUUUAAAGCACAUAAAAAUGUUCUAGCUUCUUUCAGUCAGUAUUUUAGGACAUUAUUUCAGAAUUCUUCGGGCCAGAAGAAUGAUGUUUUUCAUUUGGAUAUUAAAAAUGUAGGAGGCAUAGGGCAGAUACUGGACUUCAUGUACACUUCUCACCUAGAUCUUAACCAAGACAACAUACAGACUAUGUUGGACAUAGCACAAUGUUUACAAGUACAAAAUGUACUGAAUAUGUGUCAUGCAUUUUUAAAAUCUACUGCAAUGGAGCAGUCAUCCAGCUUACCUUGUAAUAGUGCAUUCUCCCUGCCCAGUACUCUGGCUACUGAUGCUAAUGGUGUUAUGAGUGAAAACUACCCUCCUCAUCUGCUGCAAGCAUGUUCAUCAGGUGCACAGCCUCAUAAGGUUUUGGAUGGCCAUCCUUCCCACGGACCACAAGCAAUUCAUCUUCAUAAUUCCUCAGGUGAAGGACCAAAACAGACAACUAUAGAUGGCAGCUGUACUGAACUUCCAUUUAAGCAGUCAAAUUACUAUUACAAACUAAGAAACUUUUACAGUAAACAGUUCUAUAAACAAACUUGUUCUAGUCAUGAACGAGUUGUUGAACAGCCCUUUGCUUUCAAUUCCUCUACAGACCUGAACUCAGUAGAAAACCAUACCUGUACUGUCAGUCCCUCUGAAUGUAUCUUGGAGUCUUCAGAACACCUCCCUUCUAAUUUCCUCGCCCAACCUUUGAAUGAAGUUGCUCCAGAUCCAGAGUCUGAUAGCACAUCAUUGCAGCCUGCUGAACAGAGGAGACUGAAAAAAGCUAUCCACCUUAAGAAACUAAGCUUUCUAAAAUCUCAGAAGUCUGCAGGACAGUCAUCUGAAGUGAAAGCAGAUCAUAGUCUAGCAAAAGGGACAGCAGAGUCACCCCUAGUUAAUGAAAGACCUGUAGAGAAAGCUAGUAGUCAAGAGACUGAAGAAAGAGAAAGGGAAGAAAUCAUUCAUUCAGAUAAUUUUGACUGUGCUGCUGAAAUUGAAAGGACUGAGGGCAUGGUCAUCUUGAAAGACCAGUCACAAACUCUUCAUUUGCAAAGACAGUAUACUUGUGACCUAUGUGGAAAGCCUUUUAAACAUCCAAGCACUUUGGAGCUUCACAAACGGUCUCAUACAGGUGAGAAACCUUUUGAAUGUAACAUUUGUGGGAAACACUUCUCCCAGGCAGGCAAUCUACAGACACAUUUACGUCGUCAUUCUGGUGAAAAACCCUACAUCUGUGAAAUCUGUGGUAAAAGAUUUGCAGCCUCUGGUGAUGUCCAACGUCACAUUGUUAUUCACUCAGGAGAAAAGCCACAUUUGUGUGACAUCUGUGGUCGAGGGUUUAGUAACUUCAGCAAUUUAAAGGAGCACAAAAAGACUCACACUGCUGAGAAAGUCUUUACCUGUGAUGAAUGUGGGAAAUCUUUUAAUAUGCAACGCAAGCUGGUAAAACACAGAAUUAGGCACACUGGCGAGCGCCCAUAUAGCUGUUCUGCAUGCGGGAAAUGCUUUGGGGAAUCAGGUGAUCUACGCAGGCAUGUCCGAACUCAUACUGGAGAAAAGCCAUAUACAUGUGAAAUUUGUAACAAAUGCUUCUCUCGAUCUGCUGUGCUACGUCGACACAAAAAAAUGCAUUGUAAGACUAGUGCUGAGAGUCCAACAGCACACGAUGAAUUUCUGCAAGCUGAUGACACAUCUGAUCUUGAAAAGUCUCAGAGCUCAGAUUCCUUUUCCCAAGAUAUGUCUGUUACUAUGUUGCCAGGAUCUGUGAAACUUCCUGUUCGUCCAGUGGAAAAUUGUUCAAUGGAAUUUGAUAGCAAUUCAUCAGGUUCCUACUGCAAGUUAAGAUCCAUGAUCCAACAAAAUGAAGUUACUGAGCAGGAGAAAUUGAGUCUAGAUGCUGCCAAACUGUCCAAACCUCAGAUGCAGCAAACACCUCAUCAGUCUUAUACUUAUCCAGAGGUAGUUACAUCCACUGUAGAAGAGCCCCUGCAGCCUGAUAGCAUUUCCAUGAUUCGUUCCUCAAUGGCAACCCUUGACAAUCAUUGUAAUGAUCCACUGAGCAACCGGCCAUCAUCUGCAACUUACAGGAGCUCUGAAGGACCUUUUUUUUCUAGCAUGACUCUUUGGGGUUUAGCUAUGAAGACUUUACAAAACGAAAAUGAGUUAGAUCAGUAGCAUACAUUAAUUCUCAUUCAACUUGGAACUUGUAAGACUAGGGUCACAACAAGAUUUUUGAACCACUUUUCACUUUCCUUGUCCCAUUCUAACCACUGUAAGAAAACGUGACCAACUCCCUACCUUUGGGUGUAGAGAAAGGGCAAGUUAGUCAACUUUGACUCAAUCAUUAAGGUAAAGCACAGAAUCAUAGUCACAGCAUAUAGUAUCUGGGGGAGACCUAAUAAGUCCUCUAUUCCAUUUAUAAAUAGGAAAACUGAAAUAUUCUUCCCCUUCUUACCUCCUCAUCUCCCCCAAAAGAAAUGAUCUGUCCAGUAGGGCAGAAAUGUCAGAUGUGGAAAAGAUUUCAGAGAUCGUAUCCAACCUUCUCAUUUUACAAAGGAAACUGAAGAGAGAUGAGAACUUACCCAGGCUUAUAUAUAGCCUAGUUUUUCUUUCUUUUUUUUAAUCCCAUACCUUAGUAUUGAUUCUAAGACAAAAGGGUAGUAAGGGCUAGGUAAAGGGAGUAAAGUGAAGUUCCCAGAUUCACACAGCUAGGAAGUAUCUUAAGGCCAGACUUUGAACCCAGGUCCUCCCAAGUCCAAGCCUGGUACUCUAUCCACUAUUUUACCUAGAUGCCCUGACCCUGGGUUUUCAACCCAGUUUUCCUAACUACAGAUCCACUUUUCAUUUCCAUAUCCUAUAUGUUGGCAGAUAAAUAGCCUGAGUUAGAAAAAACAGAAGGUUUAUAAACUAGAUUUACAUGAUAUUGAAAACACUUUAUAACUGCCAUGCAUUUUUUCUGAGUCAGGGUAAAAACUGUGUAUCCAAAAUUUUAUUUUUACAUUUUUUAAAACAAGACUUGCAUUUUCAGUGUUUUUAUAUAUUUACACACACACACACACACACACAUUUAAAAAACCUAAAUAUUUUGCACAAAAGUUUUAUUUGUAUAUGUAACUCAUGCUGUAAGUUAAUUUAAUAAAUGGAAACUACCUUUCUAUAUGGUAGGAUAUAAGGCUCUA
Molecule: messenger RNA, 3457 nt
Organism: Monodelphis domestica (gray short-tailed opossum)
Lineage: Eukaryota; Metazoa; Chordata; Mammalia; Didelphimorphia; Didelphidae
Gene: ZBTB49
Product: zinc finger and BTB domain containing 49
Biological process (GO): regulation of transcription by RNA polymerase II
Cellular component (GO): nucleus
Molecular function (GO): DNA-binding transcription factor activity, RNA polymerase II-specific; protein binding
Source: RefSeq, a predicted model, not a curated record